Molecule: messenger RNA, 660 nt
Organism: Cutaneotrichosporon cavernicola
Lineage: Eukaryota; Fungi; Basidiomycota; Tremellomycetes; Trichosporonales; Trichosporonaceae
Exons: 9
Coding region: 1-660 (219 amino acids)
Biological process (GO): microtubule-based movement
Molecular function (GO): microtubule binding; ATP binding; microtubule motor activity
Source: RefSeq, a predicted model, not a curated record
AUGUCCGGCGGGGGAAACAUCAAGGUCGUAGUACGAUGCCGUCCACUUAACUCGCGCGAAAUCGCGCGGGGGGCAAAGUCCCUCAUCCGCAUGGAGGGGAACCGGACGAUCCUCGAUCCACCAGAGGUGCAGACCACGAGCGCGCGCGCGAUCGAGAAGAAGUCGCAGGUGUUCUCCUUUGACAAGUCGUACUGGUCCGCCUCAUCCAAGGAUGACCCCCGGUAUGCGAGCCAGCAGACGCUGUUCGAUGACCUCGGCGUUGAGCUCCUCAACCACAGUUUCGAAGGCUUUAACACUUGUAUCUUCGCAUACGGGCAGACGGGAAGUGGCAAGAGUUACUCGAUGAUGGGAUAUGGGCGCGACAAGGGUAUCAUUCCGCUCUCGACCUCGGAGCUGUUCCGUCGUGUUGAGCAGCAGGCCAGCAAUGAUCCAAACUUGACUUACACGGUCGAGGUGUCGUACAUCGAAAUCUACAAUGAGAAGGUGCGCGACCUGCUGAAUCCCAAGAACAAGGGCAAUCUCAAGGUGCGCGAGCACCCGUCGCUCGGCCCGUACGUUGAGGACCUCAGCAAGCUGGUCGUCGAGAACGACGCUCAGAUGAUGACGCUCAUGGACGAGGGCAAUAAGGCAGGUGGCUGCCGGCCGCCAUGGCUGACGUGA